GGGAACUACGAGCGUUGCGCGUGCGCAUCCGCACCGAGUGCGCUUUCUCGGUCGCCGACGCCGAAAAGGUUUUAUAAAAAGCACAAGUGAUGUCUGCAAUAAUUGAACACCACAACCAACCAACUCAGGAUUGCACUAAUGGUGCCUUUUGCAAAGCUGCUGGAAUUCCAGUGUCUGAACAGUAUGUCGUGGGAAAGCUGCACUUCAGUGGCUGCCAGCCUGCUCAAAAUUCAAAAUCCCAGCUCAGUCAACUUACCUGACAAUCUAUGGAGAUCAAAGUUCCCUCCUAACUCAGUAAUGGCCUUUGAGUGGUCACAGUUUACCUGUGAGAACUGAAAAAAAGAACUUGCAUUUUAGGGAUCCAUGCGUGCCCCUCGCCAGGCCGAGCUUUCAGAAUGACCCUCUAGGCAGUCUGCGUCAGUUGAAGCUGCUGUCUGCAGCCGGCUGCGGAAAGCGUUUUCACAGCAGCUGGCCGCUGCGACUGAUCGUUCGUCUUCCUCAGAUCAAAGUCCCCUUUCCAGACACGCUUGAGCAGGUGUUCUGUCUGGUAUCAAGCAGAAAGCCUAUUCUGGAAUCACAGAGUCAAUUUUCAAAGCGAAGAGAAAGGCUUGUGGAAUGAAUGGCCCCGGGUUUGUUCCGUAACUAAACAAGAAGCGCCGGUUGGGCAAAUUGGCCAUUCAAGGGAUUCUCCAUAGCCCUUAUCUACUGCCGUUUCAGCUUAUCUGUAAUUGAUUGAUUGCCUACCGGGAGUCUUGGCCCACAGCGCCCAAGGCCUGCGGCCAAGACUUGCCCUUAUAAGGGACGCUGAAGGCUCCAUUCCCCCCUCCUACGGAGCCCACCUGACCUAAGCAGGGUGGGUGAGAAGCGAAGCCUUUAGAGUAGGUCCCACCGGCAGGGAUUUGCUUCAGAUCUGGGCUCUCCUCCGCUGCCAUUCAUUAUCCCUGUGACCCGGUGCCAGCGGCGCCUGAGAGCGUUCUCCCCUGUCUCCGAAAUGGAGCUAGUUCAUUUCUUCUUUCCCUCCUCCCGGAGAAGGGCGUGCUCUGAACCCUGGAAAGCCUCCCGGGGCCAAACCCUGCCCACAAAAAUCGCAGCCGUGGUCCAGGGUCUUGCACGCCCAACCCGGCCGGGGGCGGACAGCUCGCCGCACGUGACCUCGCGGCCCGCGACUCCAACCCUCUGGCAUUGGGGCGUGGCCUCGAGGGGCGGUCGAGCGGCGAUUGGCCGGGAGGUGGGGCCUGCGGCGUGCGCGCGGAGGGAGAGGGGGAUGGGGGUGUGGCCCGACAGGCCGGAGAGGGCUGCGAUUGGCUUGAGGCGCGUAGGGGGCGUGACCACGGGCGGCAGGCCGCGGGUGGGGCCGGAGGCGGCGGGAGUCCAGGCUGCGAGCCGUGCACCUGAGAGCCGACGCCCGGGUCCGCGAAGCUGUACUCGCUGCUGUCCACGCCGCCAUGAACCGCUUCAAGGUGUCCAAGUUCCGGCACACGGAGGCUCGGCCGUCCCGCCGCGAGACCUGGUCACGGACUUGGACUUCUCCCCCUUCGAUGACUUUCUCCUGGCCACAGCCUCAGCCGACAGGACGGUGAAACUGUGGCGACUGCCAGCGUCUGGCCAGGCACUGCCCUCGGGACCUGGGCUGCUGCUGGGCCCCGAGGACGCCCAGGUGGAGGUGCUACAGUUCCACCCCACUGCCGACGGUGUCCUGCUGAGCGUGGCGGGCAGGGCUGUGAAGGUCUGGGACGCUACCAAGCAGCAGCCGCUCACAGAGCUGGCGACCCACGGGGACCUAGUGCAGGGUGCCGCCUGGAGCCGGGACGGAGCCCUGCUGGGCACAACCUGCAAGGACAAGCAGCUGCGGAUCUUCGACCCCAGAGCAAAGCCCGAGGCCGCCCAGAGCACGCCGGCCCAUGAGAACAACAGGGAUGGCCGGCUGGUGUGGACGGGCACCCAGGAGCACCUCGUGUCCACUGGCUUCAACCAGAUGCGAGAGCGUGAAGUCAAGCUCUGGGACACCCGGCUCUUCUCCGGUGCCCUUACCUCCCUCACCCUGGACACCUCUCCCAGGUCUCUGAUGCCCCUGCUGGACCCAGACUCAGGGCUCCUGGUCCUGGCGGGAAAGGGAGAGAACCAGCUCUACUGCUACGAGGCGGCCCCCCAGCAGCCAGCACUGAGCCCGGUGACCCAGUGCCUCCUGGAGAGCGCGCUGCGGGGGGCGGCCCUCGUGCCCCGGCGGGCGCUGGCCGUCAUGGGCUGCGAGGUCCUGCGCAUCCUGCAGCUGAGCGACACGGCCAUCGUUCCCAUCAGCUACCACGUACCCCGCAAGACCGCAGAGUUCCACGAAGACCUGUUCCCGGACACCGCAGGCUGUGUGCCCGCCUCCGACCCCCAUGCCUGGUGGGCAGGGAGCGACCAGCAGGUGCAGAGGGUCAGCCUGCACCCCGCCCGCCGGGCCCACCCCGGCUUCACUUCCUGCCUGGCGCCUCCUGCAGAGCCCACCCCUGCCACGGCCCGGCCCGCGGGGACACCUGUGGGCGACUCGGACCCCAGCGAGGGCUUCUCCUCCCCGCCCAGCUCGCUGACCUCACCCUCCACGCCCUCCAGCCUGGGGCCCUCACUCACCAGCACCAGUGGCAUCGGCACCAGCCCCAGCCAGCGGUCCCUGCAGAGCCUGCUGGGCCCCAGUUCCAAGUUCCGGCAUGCUCAGGGCACUGUCCUGCACCGAGACAGCCACAUCACCAACCUCAAGGGGCUCAACCUCACCACUCCUGGCGAGAGUGACGGCUUCUGCGCCAACCAGCUGCGUGUGGCCGUGCCCCUGCUCAGCAGCGGGGGGCAGGUGGCUGUGCUGGAGCUGCGGAAGCCCGGCCGUCUGCCCGACACUGCACUGCCCACUCUGCAGAAUGGGGUGGCCGUGACUGAUCUGGCCUGGGACCCCUUUGACCCCCACCGCCUCGCCGUGGCCGGGGAGGACGCCAGGAUCCGGCUGUGGCGGGUGCCCCCCGAGGGCCUGCAGGAGGUGCUCACUACGCCUGAGGCUGUACUCACAGGCCACACAGAGAAGAUCUAUUCUCUGCGCUUCCACCCGCUGGCGGCCGACGUGCUGGCUUCUUCCUCCUAUGACCUCACCGUUCGGAUUUGGGACCUCAAGGUCGGAGCCGAGCGGCUGAGGCUGCAGGGCCACCGGGAUCAGAUCUUUGGCUUGGCCUGGAGCCCUGAUGGGCAGCAGCUGGCCACUGUCUGCAAAGAUGGGCGCUUGCGGAUCUAUGAGCCCCGGGGUAGCUCUGAGCCCCUGCAGGAAGGCCCAGGGCCCGAGGGGGCCCGUGGAGCCCGCGUUGUGUGGGUGUGUGACGGUCACUAUCUCUUGGUGUCAGGCUUUGACAGCCGAAGCGAGCGCCAGCUCCUCCUGUACUCAGCCGAGGCCCUGGCUGGCGGCCCCUCCGCAGUGCUGGGGCUGGACGUGGCUCCCUCGACCCUGCUGCCCAUCUAUGACCAGGACACCGGCCUGGUGCUGCUCACGGGCAAGGGCGAUACCCGCGUGUUCCUGUACGAGCUGCUCCCCGAGUCCCCCUUCUUCCUGGAGUGCAACAGCUUCACAUCGCCCGAUCCCCACAAGGGAUUCAUCCUCCUGCCCAAGACAGAGUGUGAUGUGCGGGAGGUGGAGUUCGCCCGAUGCCUGCGACUUCGCCAGACCUCCCUGGAGCCUGUUGCCUUCCGGCUGCCCCGAGUCAGGAAAGAAUUCUUCCAGGACGAUGUGUUUCCCGACACCGCUGUAAGCUGGGAGCCGGCGCUCAGCGCUGAGGCCUGGCUGGGAGGUGCUAACGGGCAGCCCCGGCUUCUCAGCCUGCAGCCCCCCGGCAUGACCCCAGUGAGCCAGGCCCCCCGUGAAGCCCCUGCCCGGCGGGCCCCCUCCUCAGUCUACCUGGAGGAGAAGUCAGACCAGCAGAAGAAAGAAGAGCUGCUGAGCGCCAUGGUGGCGAAGCUGGGGAACCGGGAGGACCCGCUCCCACAGGACUCCUUUGAAGGUGUGGACGAGGAUGAGUGGGACUAGCCUGCCCACCAGCCGCCUCUAGCCUCACCCUCCACUGCUGCCUCUGGGAAAGCCUGGUGCCCCUGCACACCUCACAUCUCUCCCUCAAACUGGAAGCCACCUCCUGGCCCUGGCACACCUCAUCCCAGAAGCCCUGGCUUCCUUUGAGUCUUGGGCAUUUCCACGGCCUCUGGGCCCUGCUGCAGUCACCAUGGAUUGUCCGCAUCUCUGCUCUUUCUAGGACUGGGCGCUUCUCCUCACUGCCUGCUAGCAUGCGGAGCCAGGGGCUUGGGGGUUGGGUGGGGUGAGGGCUCAGGGGCACGUCCCUGGGUAGGCACUGGGCCCCUUGUCCCCCCUACUCUGACCUGGGCUGGUCCCAGCUUGGGCUGGCUUCGCUCAGCACCUUCAGUUAUCACAUGCCGUCCCAUCUUGCCUGCUGCCCCAGUUCCAGUCAAGGGUCUAGGGGGCUGGCCCCCCAACCUGGCCAUUGGGAGCAGCUCCAGCCUCAGGGGCCUGGGACCAGUUACCCUGCUCCCCAAGCUUGAAGCCAGGAGAAAUGGGUGUCACAGAGCUAAUAGCCCAUUUAAGGGCAUAUGAGCCCCACAGGGACUGGCCUGCACGUGUCCUGGAUGUUUUCAACAAUUAAACUUUUCUAAGCUGGC
This is a messenger RNA of Cervus elaphus (red deer), 4683 nucleotides long. RefSeq names its product coronin-7. Lineage: Eukaryota; Metazoa; Chordata; Mammalia; Artiodactyla; Cervidae. Gene Ontology annotation, molecular function: protein binding. Bases 992 to 4042 code for a protein of 1016 amino acids. The transcript is spliced from 27 exons. The record is from RefSeq and is a predicted model, not a curated record.